Paramecium tetraurelia is the source of this 1233-nucleotide messenger RNA. RefSeq lists its product as uncharacterized. Gene Ontology annotation, cellular component: RNA polymerase III complex. NCBI's taxonomy places the organism in Eukaryota, Ciliophora, Oligohymenophorea, Peniculida, Parameciidae. Gene Ontology annotation, biological process: DNA-templated transcription; transcription initiation at RNA polymerase III promoter. The record is from RefSeq and is a predicted model, not a curated record. The transcript has 6 exons. Gene Ontology annotation, molecular function: nucleic acid binding.
AUGUUUUAUGUAGUAAAGGGACUCAAAACUAAAUUGUCAAUAGAGCCAAACUAUUUAGAUCAAUUAAAAGAUUAGAAGUUCAUUUUAGAAUAAAUUGUAUAGAAAUUAGAAGGGAAGUACUUCGAUGAUGUAGGGUACAUCAUUUGUAUAAAUAAAUGCAUGAAUUACAAUUAAAAUUAGGAUGAAUAAAUUGAUGCAUUAAUUGAAGAGGAUGGAACCGUUAAAGUGGUGAUUAAAUUUGAAGCCAUAGUAUUUAAAGUGUAGGAAAAGGAAAUAGUCGAUGUUGAAGUGAUCAAAUGUGAAGCCUAAGCAGUCUAUGCAAAAUUGGGGCCUAUUGAUUUUAUCAUUCCAAGAGAUAAAUUACCUACUAAUUACACCUUUUCUAAUGUAUAUUUAUCAUUGUUAACUCAGGAAUCCUAUAAAGAUUAAGACGAAGAAGUCAUUAAAUAAGGUACUAAAUUAAGAGUCCAAGUUCAAAAAACACAUUACAAACAGGGCAAAUUAAGAGCAUUUGCUCAUCUAACUGGUGACAAUUUAGACAAUAUUUGUGGCAUACUAAGUGAUGAUCUGAAAGUUAAUUAACAAAUUAUUCAUGAUAGUAAAAAUUACUCAUCUAUCUUGUAGUUAUGUGAAGACGAACAAUCAAAGUAGAAAUAUCAAAGAAAUAACAAUACUUAAGAUUAGUUAAAGCAAAUCACAGAAAUUGUGAUUAAAAAAUAAUAGGAAUUUUUGGGAUUAGAAAAACAAUUAUAGAAGUAUGAAUCAGAAGUUAGACAGAAUAUUAGAGAUCAAUAUUUAAUGUAAUAGUAGUGCGAUGAUUUAAAAUCGAGAAUCGAAGAAUUAGAGAGUAGCAGAACUGAAUUUUUAAAUAAUACAAAGAAUAUCAUUAUUAAAUUUAAAAGAGAGAAUGAAGAAUUAUAUUAGAAAUGCAAAUCCUUAACUGCUUAAUUAUAAAAAAUUGAUAAUUAGUCAAUUAGCAAAUACUCAACCAUAGAUAAUACUGUAAUGACCAACCUGACAAAUAUAGUUGAUUAGAAAAAACCAAAUAAGAAAACCAACACUACUCCUUAAAAACUAAAAACUGAUUUCGAUGUAUCAGAAAAACGAUUAAGUUAACCAAUUUUCAAGCCCAAUUAUUUUUAAAAGAAAUAAUCUAUACAAAUUAGUAUAUAAAAUAAAAAAAAGUCAUUCUAGUAGUUAGAAAACUAUUUGAAUGUAACGACAAGUAUGUGA